Messenger RNA from Mycosarcoma maydis (corn smut), 213 nucleotides. RefSeq lists its product as uncharacterized. Bases 1 to 213 code for a protein of 70 amino acids. Gene Ontology annotation, biological process: protein secretion; intracellular transport. Lineage: Eukaryota; Fungi; Basidiomycota; Ustilaginomycetes; Ustilaginales. The transcript has 4 exons. The record is from RefSeq and is a predicted model, not a curated record.
AUGUCGGCGCUGUUCAACUUUCACUCGCUCCUGAGAGUGGUGCUGCUCAUCAUUUGCACCUGCACAUAUGUUCGCGCUACCGCACCAGCGUUGAUCGAUCGCAACAAGGAAGGCUUCCUCGGCGUGUUCUUCAAAGGUGCCCGUAUCGGCGAACGCCUGAGCCCAUACGUCUCAUUAGCGUGUCUCGUCAUGGCCGUGUACGAAGUCGUAUAG